Sinocyclocheilus grahami is the source of this 635-nucleotide messenger RNA. RefSeq names its product protein FAM180A. NCBI's taxonomy places the organism in Eukaryota, Metazoa, Chordata, Actinopteri, Cypriniformes, Cyprinidae. The transcript has 3 exons. The coding region runs from base 100 to 612 and encodes 170 amino acids. The record is from RefSeq and is a predicted model, not a curated record.
ACUCUCUCUCUCUCUGUGUCUGUCUGUCUGUAUAUUUACCGCUGAGCGCGACGGUCACUCGGCCUGACUGAGAAGCAGCGAGAGAAGAGGAGAAACAGCAUGACGGCCCUCUGGAUUCUGUCUGUGUCUGCGCUGAUGUGUCAGAUGUCCAUCACUGCGUCUCUGCACUGGAGGAAAGCUCUGUUCCCAUCAGCCUUCAGAGUGAAGCGAGGGACGCCAGCGCUGCUCAACCCCACGCUUCAGAAAUCAGCGGAGGACGCCAGCCUUCUGUACGAGGUGUUGUGGUCGGGAGGGUACAUGGAUGCAGCGGACGGGAUGCUCCACAUAUCCGAUCAGGAGCUGGCGUCCAUGAGGAAGCUAGAGCUUCUGGAGGUCCUGUGUGAGGACGUGCUUCCCAGAAGCCUCUCGGAGAUCCAGCGGCUCAGUGCUCAGCUGGAGCUGCGGCGUGGCUCGCUGCGCAUGGACGACUUUGAGCGCACCGUCCUCACGAUGGUGUUCACCGCUCAACAACUCCCACAAACCAGCCCCGGCCACCAGAGAGAGCUGUGGGUGAAUGCACUCCUGCGACUCUAUAAAGCCAUUAAAGGAGACCUGCGGCCUGCAGAUGACUGACAGACAGACAGACAGACAGACAG